AUGUCGGCCAUGGAGACCCGACAGUCUGCACGCAAGCGCAGAAACAGCUCAGCCUGUCGUCCAAGCAGUACCUCUCCCGUUUCCCAUCGAACAAGAAACGGGAGGCUGGCAGACCUCAAAAACACAUUAAAUGCCCCCAACUCGACUACUGCGACUACCCCAAAGAAGGCUAGGAAGCGGGUCCGAUUCUCCGACCCUGGCCCCAGGCUGCUCGAAGCGUGCUCGCCCUACUCGACCGGUCUAACCCCGGCGAUGAGACGCAGCUCCGUGAGAGAUUCAGACUAUAAUUCUCCGAGACCCAGUGAUGCUUCGCCCAGUCGCCGCGCUCGACGCCGUACAUCGGCGCCGUUGCCACGGCGCCAUUCAGCUUUCGAUCUUGUCGACUCAUACGAUCAGACCAGCACAGAGAGCAGAGUCCAAUUUACACCUCUCCGCCAGAUUCUAGAUGAUCGAACGCAAAGGAGAAUCAAGCGAUUUGGCCUGAGCGAGGAGAUCAACAGUAUUCAGCGCGAAAAACGCCAAUCGGUUGCGCAUGAAAGAACACUUCAUGCCCUGAUACAGGAACGUGAUGCUCUACAAGGCGAGCUGAAUCGUCUGAAGCAGAGCGACUGGUCACUAGCCCUUGUCGGAGACCGAGAAUGCAACCGCCCAUUUGAGGAUGAGCAUUCAAUAGUCCAUGAUCUGGAUCGUGAUAUACAUGAGAACUUGUCAACUGGCGACGAGGAGGACAUGUUCUCACUCCAUGACAAUGCAUUUAUCAUAUCUGGAUCGCCUGAUUUUCGUGAUUCAAGCAGUCGACGUCUGCAAUCGCAAAUGGAUUCAUCUGCCUCGGGCCAAGUCAAUGAUGAUGCAGAGUCGCAAAAUCUUAACCGUGACCUUCAAGCUGCAAGGCAAGAAAAGCGUGAUCUUUUCAGUGCAUGUCGUAACUACCUAUCCACUUUUGGCGAUUCCGAUUUCAGCGAGACCCUUCAGAGGUCUUCAUCACCGCCACCCGGCUUCUUCGACAAUUUGACUCGGGCAUUGACCAGUGUACUUUCUCGUGCUUCGGAAGCGACACAAUCAUUGGAGAGCAUCAGUCAGACCUGUCACGGUAUGGGAUUUGUGGGCUCUUGCGCGGAAGAGGUCGUGAAGGAUAUGCAAUCACAUUUUCGUGCCUCGCGUCUUGAGUUGGAGCGUCUGGUCCCCGGCGAAACGGCCAACGUGGGGCUGGGGGACGGAAAAGCAACACUUGGUGCGCUUGUGGAUCGAGUUCGCAUGCUUGCUACCGAUUUGAACAGCGAACGCACGCAUUAUCAUGGAUCACUUGGUCGCGAAAAAGCCCUACGAGGACAGUUUGACAAUCUCCUUCACCGCUUCGAAGCAGCUUCAUCGAAGAUCAAGAAUCUUGAGGAUACUAUUGCAUCAUCUGCCGGUGACAUGUUACAUACGAGGAUGCGUUUGCAGCAACUAGAAAGUGAGGACCACGAGAAGAGCGUCGGGAUUGACAGAUUAAAUAUCGCCCUUGACAAAUAUCACGAAGAGGUCAGGGGAUUGGAAAAGAUGGUGAAUACUUUGGAGGCUGCGAAUGAGGAGACCAAGGGAAAAUAUCAACAGAGAAUCGCCGAUCUCAAGGCACAAGUCGAUCAUGAACGCAAACAGCGAUCCGAAAUGGAGGCCGCGGCCUCUGGAAACGAGUUGCGCAUACGCCAAUUGCAAGACGCAGUAGAGCAAAGCAAAACCCACGCGCGUGAUCUUUCUGCGAAGAUAGAGGCUCUUAAAGGCGAGCAUGAAUCGGCCCUCAUGACGCUCGAGCAACAAACAUCUGAGAUGCAUCAAAGGCAUGAUGAGGAGACAGGCAUGCUCAAUGUUCGCAUCUCAGACCUCGCCACCUCUUUAGAAGGGGCACGAUCCGAAGCUCAACGCUUGCAGCAGAUCAAUGCCGAGCUCGAGAAUCAACUACAGCUCGAGAUAGACGCGCGUGACCAGCUUCUGGACAAGUGGAUGGGCGAGCAAGCUCGCUCUUUCGCUUUCAUGAAAGAGACUGUGAGUUCGGAGCGCCGGCGAGGCAAAGUUCGUGCGGCAAAUUGGGAACUAAGAUCGGACGAUCUCCUGUCGGACGGACCCUCAGCGAUGGACAGCGAGCCCAUCACUCCUGUCAGCAUGCCGCGCUUCGUUGAUGUGGAAAUGGGACGAGGCAAGAACCGCCGUCGGAUGGACAGUGGGAUUGGCAUUCUCUCCGAAGAUGAUCUUUUUGACCAAGACCACUCGGGCGAUUGCUUAUGA
Messenger RNA from Penicillium oxalicum, 2262 nucleotides. RefSeq lists its product as uncharacterized. Lineage: Eukaryota; Fungi; Ascomycota; Eurotiomycetes; Eurotiales; Aspergillaceae. The record is from RefSeq and is a predicted model, not a curated record. The transcript has a single exon. The coding region runs from base 1 to 2262 and encodes 753 amino acids.